Messenger RNA from Pararge aegeria (speckled wood butterfly), 3114 nucleotides. RefSeq lists its product as uncharacterized. Gene Ontology annotation, biological process: interstrand cross-link repair; double-strand break repair via nonhomologous end joining; protection from non-homologous end joining at telomere. Gene Ontology annotation, molecular function: 5'-3' DNA exonuclease activity; damaged DNA binding. The record is from RefSeq and is a predicted model, not a curated record. Lineage: Eukaryota; Metazoa; Arthropoda; Insecta; Lepidoptera; Nymphalidae. The transcript is spliced from 15 exons. The coding region runs from base 311 to 2977 and encodes 888 amino acids.
CCUCGAAAGUCAAACAACAGAAGAGGAAAAAUAAUAAAUAAUACAAAUUCGUGUUGCUUCAGACUUUUCAUUUCGAUGGAAUAUCGUUUUUAUAAUUAGAUAAGAAUAUAUUAUGAUAAUUAAAAUCCAUACAAGUAUUUUUUAAUGCGACGAGUACUUAACUAAGGACUCGAAGGCUGCUUCCUAGGAUCUAGGUAUCUAAAUACUUGCUAAGUUUAUUAAGUCAAGGAAGUGUCCCAUACAUUCAUUCUGCAUUCAGUGAAUUAACUGUGGAGAAUAUGAGAAGCGAAUAUGUGUGUUGCAACCUAAGAUGAAUAAUGACAACAUAAAUGAUUUCUUGCCCUCACUUUUAAGGCCGAGGACCAUCCGACUUACAGAACAUAGUGGGAAUUUUUCACCUACACAGAAUUCAAUUACUAGUCAACGUUCCUUGUCCCUAAAAAGAAACACUUCCACAAUAAUUAUUCAGAGUUCACUUAAGAGUCAUAAUUCUUUGGGCCUUAAAAGAAAAAGCAACUGCAGCUCUUUACAUACUUUAACUAAGAAUUCCACUGUUCAUCAAAAUCCCUCUCUCGGAAAACGAAGCAGCAGAGAUAGCUUCACAAGAAUCUGCAAUGACGUUAAUACUCAACUCGCGGAGAAUCACAGAAAUGUUAGUGACAAUGAUUCCUUAAGAUUUUCAAUUUGCGAAGAUUUAAAUAAUGUUGAUUGUAGAGACAAGGAAAAUUUAGAAUGUACACAAAAUAUAAAUAUAAUUCCAGAACAACUUGCAACUGAGCAUAAAGCUGCAGAAAGCAUUUCAUUACGAUUUUCGGAUAUCACAGUUAGGCAAAACGAUUUCCGCACACAGUGCAGUCUGUCUAGUUUUGAUACUUUAGAUUUAAAGGAUACUGACAAGCAUAAAGAUGUUAACAUAAACGGUCGUAUUCCUAGUGUCUCAUCUGUAAAAGAAUAUAGAGCUCCAAGCAAAAAUAGUAAAGACAGAACGGUUAUUAUUUGUGAAGAACAACCUGUGAUCUCUAUCUCAUUUGCUGUAAACGAUUGUGAUAAAGUAGCUAUAAGCUCAAAUAAAAGUAAUAUUAAGAAAGUAUCUGUAGAAAACGGAAAGGGUCAACUAAACGUUGACUGUAAACUUGUCGAAGGAUCACAGUUCUCAGAGGUCACUGACACUGAAGAGUCAUUAGAUAUGAACGAAUUGUCAAACGAUAAGAAGAGUCCACAAAAAAGGAAAAACGCCGCUAUCAACUUUGAAAUUAAAAAGCAGAAAUUGUCAACUGGGGAACAGAGUACAGACAAAGUUCUUAUUUUAAAAACAAAUGCCAUUGAGAAGCUUACACAUGUCAUUGUUCAGCCACCAAAUUAUAAAUUAGUGAAACGGAAAAUUUUAGACCAAAGUAAAGUUGGAAUCGGCAAACAAUUACCUAUAUUACGCCCUGAAAACAAUGAAAUAAGUGUUGCCGGUUGUCAUCUAAAGCAGAAGUCUAUUUACAGUUAUUUCAGAAGUAAAAAUGUUUUGAAAACACAUCCGUCGGUUAAAAGUUCAGUUGGAUUGAUCAGUAGUCAUGAUUUGAACAUUUGUGACGGUAAAGAGUUAGUGCGUGACGAUGCACAGGAGAUGAACAAAAACUCGGGUGUCAUCGAUUUUAAACACGAUGGACGUUCAUUCUAUAAGCCAAAUCGAAAUGAAUCUUCAAAAACGACGCGUCAUAUGCAACAAUCCCCAUCGCCCAAAGCAUCCCUCAAGACCUCGAUAUCGGAUGUACCGAGAAAUAUCUUGCAAAUGUCUAAAAAAGACAGCGCUGGAUUACUUUCACCUAGAAGACCAGUUGGAUCUUUACAAUUCAACCUACCAUUGCGGUCAAAAUCAAACAAAAACUCUAUUGUCGCACGCAAUAAUAUACCUCAUUAUAAAAUCGUUGCAGGCACCCAUUUUGCGGUAGACGCAUUUUCCUACGGGGACAUUCCAAACGUGAAACAUUAUUUCCUAACGCAUUUCCAUUCGGAUCACUAUUCAGGAUUGAAAAAGAGUUUCAACAAAUUGUUAUUGUGUUCUAAAAUAACUGCGGACUUAUGCACUUCACGUUUGGGAGUUAAUUCGAAAUACAUUCAAGUGAUAAACGUGGAUGAAACAAUAAGAAUCGAGGGAGUCGAAGUCACAGUGGUCGAUGCGAAUCAUUGUCCCGGUGCUGUAAUGCUGGUAUUUACGUUGCCGAACGGUAAGAGCUUGCUCCACACUGGGGAUUGCCGAGCGUCGCCCACUAUGGAGUCAGCGCCCGUAUUUUGGAACAAGGAUAUGCACACCAUAUAUCUUGAUACAACUUAUUGCAACCCUCGCUACGAUUUUCCAACGCAAGACCAAAGUUUAGAAAUGGCGAUAUACAUUUUGAGACAAAAGAAGAUGGCCUUGGAGAAGAUUGGCAAACAAUUUUCGUCAGUGCUCAUUGUCUGUGGUACUUAUACUAUAGGUAAAGAGAAAUUCUUUCUCGGCAUGGCGCGACGCGUCGGUUGUUCAGUGUGGGCCUGCCCGGAGAAGGACCGGGUCCUGCAGGCUGUGGAGGGCCACAGCUUCAGCCACUCGACGCCCCAGGCCUGCCAGUUGCAUGUUGUUCCUAUGCGGGAUUUGACGCACGAGAAACUACGCAGCUACAUGGACAGUAUGCCGGGAACUUUUAACGAAGUGGUUGCGUUUAAGCCGAGUGGAUGGGAGAAUGGAAAGAACUCUGCAGUUGAAAAGGACUCCGUCACUAUUCACGGUAUACCAUACAGCGAACACUCAAGUUUCUCCGAGUUGAUACGAUUUGUGAAGUUCCUCAAACCAAAGCAGGUUAUACCAACUGUGGAUAUUUCGGGUGGCAUCAAAGCUGUUCAGAAAUACUUUCCAUGCCCGUUGGUGGACAAGGACUCUAUACAGUGUCAAAGUAGACUAACGGACUUCUUCGGCAUAAAGAAUCGACAGCAAGGAUCUGCCGUUACUUGAAAGGCUACAAUUUAUUUGUUUCAGGUAAAAAAUGAAACCAAAACUGAAUAUAAUUAAGCUGCCAUUUUAUACUGUGAUUUAUUAUUGAAUUUAUGAUAUUGAUAUUUAUGCGAUGUUUUGUUACAAAGUUUAAUAAA